AGCCCUUUUUAAUCCUUUCUGCUUCAACAUCGUUUCUGAUGUGUGGACACUAGAAGCAGAAAACGUAAUGAUUUUCCCAGUGCUAUAUACAGAAGUAAUUUCCCUAUUUUACAGUACUUUGCUUAUGCAUCCAAGAAUCACAUUAGUCCUGUUAGCCACAGCAUCCCACUGGGGCUCGUGUUCACUUCGUUAUCUGUCAUGAUUCCUGAAUCUUUUCUAGAGUCCCUGGAUUAUAGUCCACCAUGCUGCGGGUGUGACCUGCAUUUUUCUUCUCCUAGAUAUGACCUUCCAUUUGACUUCAUUAAAACACAUGUUCAAAUGAGCCCAGUUUGUCAAGUGGUCCAAGGUGUUCUGUAUAACUGACCAAUCAUUUACUACUUGAUGCAAAAAAACAGGGCUUGAUAUGGAAUUCACAGGUUUACAUUCAGUCUUUCCACAAGGCAAGCAACCCAGUCUCUUCGAUUCACCUGCUGAGUGGUAUCUGAAGGCCAGACGGAGUGUUCAGAAGUUCACAGUCAAUCAGCUUGGGUUGUCUAUAUUUUCAAAUGAAGAAUCAAACAAGUAUGUUGCACACUCCUAUAACUUCUUCCUCUUCCCCACAACGUUUGGAGUCAUGGACUCUGAAUUCUCUUUCCAGGCAUCUAGCAUUCAGUUCCUGACGCAUUACGGUUUUGAUUAUAAUAAGUUUCUGAAAGAUGGAAUCCCAUAUACGAAUGAGGUACAGGAGAAGAAACUUCAGCAAGGUCUCUUAACUGGAAACUGGAAAGUUCGCAGCACUUUGGACAAGGAUAAAGUGAAAAAGGUGAUUGAUGAUGUGACACGCUGGGUGCCAUCAGCAGAAGAGGGAGGCUCUAUGGUUUUACAUGAUAUUAGUGGUUUUCAGAUAUUUGAGGUACAGCUGAUUCUGAGACAGGCACUUCCAGAUGUUUGGACAGAGCCUUUUGGAGACCAGAAGGUGAUGGUGAAAAAGGUGAGUCCACGGCAUCGCUGGUGUCUGGAGAACUCUUCUUGUGACUGCUGCCGAAAGGAGCUCGUUCUUCUCUCCGCCCGGGGUUUCACCAACCUCUUCCAGACCCUCGUUGAAGCCAAGAAGCCAAUAGUGGGACACAACAUGCUCAUGGACCUUCUGCAUCUUCAUGACAAGUUUUACAAGCCCCUCCCAGAAAGCUAUGAGGAGUUUAAAAGGAAUAUUCACAGCCUGUUUCCUGUCCUCAUAGACACCAAGAAUGUAACAAAAUCAAUCUGGAAGGAAUUUCAGUUUCCUCGAGCAUCUAACCUCCUAGAAGUAUAUGAAAUCCUGUGCAGAUGUGUUCCUUCCACAGACAAAACACCAUGCCAGGAUGCCAUGCUGUGUGACCUAAAUCCCACCAACCCCACGUGUCCGGUGAUUGCCCAUGCAAGUGACUGUUUAAAAUAUGCUGACAAGAAAUCCCCCCAUGAGGCAGCCUAUGAUGCAUUUCUCUGCGGAUCAGUUCUUUUGAAAGUAGCUCACUUGCUCCUAGGCAGAAUGCCAUGUGACACGCUGGAGACUGGUCCCUCUUUCUCUCAGUAUCUCAAUGCAUUAACUAAGUACCUGAACCAGGUGAAUCUGAUCCGAGCUGGUGUUUCAACAAUCAAUUUCUCUGGCACAGAUGUCCCUAGCCAACGUCCACCUCUUCUGAUUGCCAGUGUUCGGGGAUGGCCUGGGGUGGAUGAAGAACAGAUCUAUCAAAAGUUAAAAGCUCUGUGCAAGUUUGAUGUCAGACGACUGACCGAGAACCAAUUUCUGUUGCUCUCCAAUAAAUUUAAGGAUUUCAGGGUUGUUCUGCGAGAUUAUAGAGAUCACCCUAAUCUGCAGAUUUCACUCUAUCGCUACUGGAGACACUCACCACAAGCGAACUGCUUGCUACAAAUUUGUGGGAUUGUGGCAUCAUGGUCUCUUCUGGCCUUUGUGAUUGGAGGAUCUCCAUGGUAUGCCAUGUAAAAGAUUAUCUUCUGGAAAGAUCUCAGGGACAUCUUUCUUAUCUAUGUGCUUGUUACCAGGAUGCCUAUUGUGGUUUUUUUUUUCCUUACACUGUUAACACAGUGAUGGUCAGUAAAGGGCAUUUAACAUUGGUUUUUUUUUUUGUUUGCUUGCCUUCAAUCACAAAAAAAAAUCUGUGUUUAAGGAGACUCUCAGGUUUUAGGAAUCAAAUCUGAAGGGGAAAAUCCUCCUGGUUUUUUAAAUAUAUUUGUUAAACAAGUACUACUAUACCUCUUCUUCAUGUGCAAGUGAACCAGAGAAUCCACUGUCUUGAUGAGACUUUUAUCUUGUUCCCUGUUUAUUCUUCAACAAUACUAAUAAACCAGUUCUAUUUCAA
This is a messenger RNA of Gopherus evgoodei (Goodes thornscrub tortoise), 2339 nucleotides long. It is a transcript of the gene PNLDC1, whose product is annotated as PARN like, ribonuclease domain containing 1. Bases 404 to 1963 code for a protein of 519 amino acids. Gene Ontology annotation, cellular component: endoplasmic reticulum; cytoplasm. Gene Ontology annotation, molecular function: RNA binding; poly(A)-specific ribonuclease activity. NCBI's taxonomy places the organism in Eukaryota, Metazoa, Chordata, Testudines, Testudinidae. The transcript is spliced from 20 exons. Gene Ontology annotation, biological process: nuclear-transcribed mRNA poly(A) tail shortening. The record is from RefSeq and is a predicted model, not a curated record.